AUGAUAGAGCUGCUGGGCGCCGCAUCGUGUACUACCGACCCACGCCAAGGCGCGGGGCGGUGGUGCUCGCCGGCGCUCGCGGUGCUUCGCAAACUGUCGUGGCCGACGGCGGCGCACGGCGACACACCCAGCGUGCGCGGUCACCUCGCCGCUACGCUUUCGCUUGUGAUGGUUCGCUCGCUCCUCCUCCUCGCCUGGAGGCGCACCUCGAGCGAGGUGCUCCGCCUGAGUCACCUGGACGCAGCCCCGUCGACGACGGAGAUUGUUUUUGUCGGGGACGCGUCAUGCGGCAAGAGCGAGCUCCUCUGCGAGGCGCUCCGUCACCGCCCCGUGGGCUUUGCCGCCGCCGACGAGGCGCCGGGUCUCGAGGCGCAGCGGGUCGGCGUCAUCGUGUGCUCGGCCGUGCAGGCAGACGGUUUCGAGAGCCUCCUGCCGUACGUCAAGCGGUGGCGGCUCGCGCUGCGCCGCGACUUUGGCGGGCGGGUGCCGGUGGUGCUCGUCUGCACCAAGGCGGACCUCACCCCGAUGCGGCUGCCGCUCAUCCAAGCGCUCGAGGAGCAGGGCGUCGCCUGCCUGACCGUGUCGGCAAAGGUUGGGACCAAUAUUCGGCACCUUUGGCAGCUCUUUGCGCGCGGGCUGCCGCCUGCGCUGCUGUCGACGGCGGCGCGCCGCCACGGCCUCCUCCUCCGCCUCCAGGCGCUGCUCGACCUCGCGUAUGGCGCACUCCUCGUCGCCGCCGUCGCCGCCGCCGUCUUCGUGCAGAAGGUCGGCCUGCCCAUGCUGGUGCGCGCGCUCGUCCCUUGGCCCGGGGCGCACCCGUCGCCGGCCCGACCGCCGCCGCUCCAGCUCGCCUCCGGCCGCCUGCCCACCCUCUGCGAGAGGGGAGACGGGUUCGGCCCCCUCGCGCUCCGGCGCGUGCUGACCUUCCCCUGA
Emiliania huxleyi CCMP1516 is the source of this 933-nucleotide messenger RNA. RefSeq lists its product as hypothetical. Bases 1 to 933 code for a protein of 310 amino acids. The transcript is spliced from 6 exons. The record is from RefSeq and is a predicted model, not a curated record. Lineage: Eukaryota; Haptophyta; Isochrysidales; Noelaerhabdaceae.